Letharia columbiana is the source of this 849-nucleotide messenger RNA. RefSeq lists its product as uncharacterized. Bases 1 to 849 code for a protein of 282 amino acids. The transcript is spliced from 3 exons. The record is from RefSeq and is a predicted model, not a curated record. Lineage: Eukaryota; Fungi; Ascomycota; Lecanoromycetes; Lecanorales; Parmeliaceae.
AUGGUCAACAAACAAGAUUCUGAUGAACCGCACGAUAUCAUCAUGCCACCGAAGAAGGCACAGUGGGGUUUGACCAGUUCAACCGUAAAAGCAGAGGACAUCAACCCGCAGUCUUGUGCUGGUUUCAGGCGCAAAUGGACACCAACGGAGUUUUGCAACCUGCCAUUGUCCGAGCGAACAGCCAUUCUUUCGAGAUUGCUUACCAGCUCCGAUUCGCUUUUCAUCGUAGAAGUGGACGGCGGAUACAAUUUUGCCACGGAAUACAACCCCAUUCACGGGGCAAUGCCCUUGCUCUAUGACAUCUGCACCAACAAGCAGAUCGCUCGAGAGGCCUGUGAAGUGUUCUAUCAGAACAAUACGUUCAUUCUGUCCUCUCGUUGGCUUCCUCACAUGGUCCUAGAUCAGACAAACACGUGGAUAAUGCGUGAGACAAUCCAACCACACCUCCUGUUCCGCAGCGUCCACAUCCUUCUCGAUCACUACGAACCUCAAACGCCGAAUAAAACCCCACUCGAACUUGCCAGCCUCCUGUCUUGCACGAAGUUGGACCGCCUCGACAUUGAGAUUUGUACCCCAGAAAUCCUCGCAAAUGACCCUGAAGGUAUAAAGAAACGAUCAGUCAAGGAGGCAAUGGCCGUCGGAGUUGUGAUUCGCCAAUUGAUGGAGAAGUUCGGAGUGGCAUUGAAAGUGUGGAUUGGAGGCCCAGGUUUCGCUACCCAGGAAAAGGAAGACAUUACCUGGAUGUGGGACAGGCCGAGUGGGGAGUUGGCCAGGGUCGUGUUAAAUGGAAGGGGGACUGAGAGUCAAAUGAUCAUGCAUUUGAUGUGGACGAUCUGGUCGAAGAGAUGA